Messenger RNA from Rhizoctonia solani, 2295 nucleotides. Its product is annotated as mitochondrial carrier protein. The transcript is spliced from 15 exons. The coding region runs from base 1 to 2295 and encodes 764 amino acids. Gene Ontology annotation, molecular function: phosphatidylinositol-4,5-bisphosphate 5-phosphatase activity. Lineage: Eukaryota; Fungi; Basidiomycota; Agaricomycetes; Cantharellales; Ceratobasidiaceae. Gene Ontology annotation, biological process: phosphatidylinositol dephosphorylation. The record is from RefSeq and is a predicted model, not a curated record.
AUGACAUCAACUUCCGAAGCUUCACACUCUCGCUCACUCAUAGUUCAAAUUGCUACCUAUAACACCAACCUUCAAGGUUCUCAGGGGACUCCGCAAGAUUUAGUAGACUGGCUAGCGCCCACUUUAUCUGCAUCUCACUUUCGGGAACCACCUGAUAUUGUUGCUGUAGGAUUUCAAGAGUUGUUGCCGUUGCAUCUUGGCCUCACCGGUCUUUCGAAAGGUGUUGUUGCCAGUCGUGAUGAACUACUCCGCUCUCAAAUAGAAAAACAUAAUUCUUCGUCUGGCGAACAUGUGGCGUAUACUUUGGUAGCGAAAGCAGUCAACGUUGGUGUGGCAUUGUUGAUAUAUGCUCGAGACCACGGAGUUGGUCAGCGCAUAUGCGAUGUUCAAACCGCGUGGACGGGGUUUGGGCCUGCAUGGGUGGGAAAUAAAGGGGCCGUCGGCAUAAGGUUCCGUAUCUCCUCUGAGUUCGGUGCCGGAGGAGGAGAAAUCAUGACCUUUGUCUGCGCUCACUUGACCGCACAUGCCCACAAUAUGAAGAGCCGACUUAGGGACUGGGAACAUAUGGUCAAGACGCUGCUAUUCGCGAACACAAGCAGAGAGAGCACGAUAGCAGAUAGUAGUAUUUAUGCUACCUCUCAUUUGUUCGUACUCGGUGACACAAAUUCACGAUUGGAUGUUCCUAUGUCGGAUAAUGGUCCGCUCACACACGAUGAAGUGGUGGCCCAAAUUUCUACUCCAGAAGGCCGAGAGCGAGCAAAGAACUGGGAUCAGUUACGAAGAGAGAUCAGUUUGGGAAAUACGUUCCAUGGGUUAAGGGAAGGAGAGUUUUGGGAAUUUCCUCCAUCUUACAAAUAUGCUAUUGGGGAGGUAAACACGUUUAGUCAAAAGCGUCUUCCUGCGUGGACUGAUCGAAUUUUAUAUACCACUUAUCUUGAUUCUCCAGCAACUCCCGAGGCUUCCUAUAUCAUACCUAUGCUCUAUACUACGGUUCCUUCGUAUACAACAUCGGAUCACAAGCCCGUGGUUGCACUUUUGCGCGUUCCAUCAGCAGCAGCGUCCAGCCUAACGCCCAUGCUUCACCACUAUGGAAACCUUCCGUUCCAGCCCGCUUACUAUCCCGCGCUCAUCAAGAAAUAUGUCGGGAAGCUUUUGGGCUGGGUUUUGGGGUGGUUUUGGUGUGCACUUUGGUUCAUCGGGGCGGGCCAUGCCGGCGUCGGAUUGGGUAACUUUAUUGUUGGCGCGGGUGCAGCUGCGUGGUGGAAACCCCCUAAUAUUAAGCUUGAUUGUGUUAAAGCGUGGACGAGCUCUGGCAGCUCUUAUUUUAUCUUCAAUAAUGAGGCCUUAAAAGCGGCUACUCAGAGAAACAAAACAGUCGUCUGUGCAACCUCGGCAAGUCUUCUGUCUACCCUUGCUGGAUAUCCCCUCGACUCUCUUAAAAGUCGUCUCCAAGCCUCCCGCACCCCGAUAUCAGUUCCCCGACUUGCGCAGCUAGUAUGGCGUGAGGAAGGGCUUGCAGGAUUUUUCCGAGGAAUAUGGAUACCUCUCAUGACUAUUUCAGCUGUUCGCGCGGCGUCUUUUACGAUCUAUACAAAUUCGAAGAACUAUCUCCAUGACGUGCAGGGAUUAUCGAGAUCCAAGUGGUCGCACGUUGCGUUAUCAGGUGCUACAGCUGGCGCGGUAUCUGGGUCACUUAUCUCGUUUUGCGGUGCUCCGUUCGAAUUGGUCAAAAUACGAAGGCAGCUCGAAUACUCCAUCGCGGCUGAAAAGGGUAUUGCUGUCGAUAAACCACCGGGAAAUAUAGAUGCAAUCAAAGAUAUCUUUCGUCAACAUGGUACACUCGGACUAUACAAAGGAUUCAAGCUCCAUUUUGUCCGCGAUACGGCUGGAACUGCGCUGUACUUUAUGGAAUACGAUGCCAUGAGGCUUUUAUUGGGGCGUCUUCCCAAUGGCCAUCAAGGUUCGACUCCAACAUGGUUCCCCCUCCACCACUCCAUGAUACCCUUUUUUUGCGGGUCUAUUGCUGGAGUCACGUCAUGGGCGAUCAUAUAUCCAUUAGAUGUUGUGAAAACCAAGAUUCAGCAGCGAGCGCUUGCAGGUAUACCUGCGCGGGGUGUAUUUGAGACUUUUAAGCGUAUGCUACGUGGUAGCGAUCCCAAUUCACCGAAACCUCUACUGGUUGGGCUCACCCGACUAUACCAGGGGCUGGGUGUGAGUGCCUUUCGAAGUAUCCUAACACACGGCAUGCUCUGGACGUUCUUUGACUGGGUCGGAAACUUCAUCGAUGACCUAUAG